GACAUUUGGUUGAAGAUCGUCAUAAUAAUAAUACUUAUGAUCCAGAAGCCAUUAAAAAAUGUUUAAUGAUUUUUGAUGAGGAAACAAACACAUGGUCAUUAGAAAUUGUGAAAUCUAGUUAUCAUGUUAAUACAGGUGAAUUUGAUAAUUUUGAAACAUCUAGUGAACUGCAAGAAUUUGCUAUAAAAUUUGAUUCAGCUUCAUCUGGUGAUAAUAGUAGUAAUGAUAGUUCAUCUGAAAAUGGUAAUGACAAAGAUGAUUCAGAUUCUGGGGAAUCAACAUUGAAUCCUGAAUUUGUUGAACUCGCAUCAAUGAUGAAAACUUCAUUGAGUCAAGAAAACGGAAUCAAUGACUUUAAAUCAUACUAG
Messenger RNA from Entrophospora candida, 368 nucleotides. NCBI's taxonomy places the organism in Eukaryota, Fungi, Glomeromycota, Glomeromycetes, Entrophosporales, Entrophosporaceae. The record is from the annotation of a GenBank genome assembly.